AUGUCGACCGACGCAAUCAGCAGCAUCGCCAUUCCCACAGCUGGCGGUGGCUUCACCGUUCACCAGCUUGCGAUGCAUGCUAUGCAGGAGUGGGCGCUUCUUCCGUCGUUAUCCAGCUCUCUGCUCAGAGGCCUAAUUUCUUUGCUCUUCAAUUACCACAACAACUGCCUCUACUACCUUUCACACGCCAACGCUCUCUCAUUCCAUCCAACCACCGCACCCACUACCACUACCACGUCCAUCAACGUGAACAACAACGGCGUCGCCAUCCCCACCACUUGCCGUCGGUUCUUCUGUAUCACCAGAGACGGCGCCAGCGCCUAA
Messenger RNA from Fusarium fujikuroi IMI 58289, 324 nucleotides. RefSeq lists its product as uncharacterized. The coding region runs from base 1 to 324 and encodes 107 amino acids. The record is from RefSeq and is a predicted model, not a curated record. The transcript is spliced from 2 exons. Lineage: Eukaryota; Fungi; Ascomycota; Sordariomycetes; Hypocreales; Nectriaceae.